Molecule: messenger RNA, 336 nt
Organism: Rhagoletis zephyria (snowberry fruit fly)
Lineage: Eukaryota; Metazoa; Arthropoda; Insecta; Diptera; Tephritidae
Product: cytochrome c oxidase assembly factor 4 homolog, mitochondrial
Biological process (GO): mitochondrial respiratory chain complex IV assembly
Cellular component (GO): mitochondrial intermembrane space
Source: RefSeq, a predicted model, not a curated record
UGCAUGUGGAGAAUCAGAUUGAAAGAGCAAUCAAAAACAGCUGUUAAAAUUUAUGUUUUUUAAUAAAUUUAUAAAUUUGCAAUGCUUACAAUAAAUGAAUUAAGUUACAUCAUUUAAAUAAUUGCAAAACUGAAACUUACUAAUUUUGUGUACCCACAAGUUUAUCAGAAAAUAAUGCCGUCGGUUGCGGCCGCCGUCACACAGGAAACUGAAGAUCCCGUAGAGCUGAUGCUCAAGAAAACUGGCUGCAUAGAAUUACACUACAAAGUACAAGAGUGCAUUGCGGAAACAGGCGAUUGGCGACGCUGUCAAGAGGUAGUAAAAGAUUUUAAACAU